CCUCCACUGUCAGGACACCUCCACUGUCAGUACAGGAAGUGACUAUUCUGACGAACACGUUUUUUUCCCAGCCCACCGAAGGACUCGUCUGAUGGUUUUUGCAAAUCAGUAAGCUGAGGGAUUAGUGGCCUUACCUGAUGACACUGCUCUCUUUGGUGGCUUCUUCAACCAGUACGGUCCUCUCAUCGGUCUGAACCUCGAUGACCCCAGCUGGCAGCUCUUUGAGACUACAGGAGUGUUCAGAGGAUCUAAAGGUAUACAACACUCUUUUACAGUCAUUCUCUCCCUGAGACUGAGGGUGAAAAGAAGAGGGCAUUACACAAACCCCUCAGUGUGAAAGGAGCUCAGUGUCUCUCCUCAUCAUGACUGGAUCUGCACUCCUGAUUCUUGCGGCCCUUGUUGGAUCCUGCAUUCAGUUUACAGGUGCUAUCAAUGAUCGAAAAAAUGACCUAUCAACAGAGCAGGCAGAAACAUACAUGCCGCUACUCUGCUCACCAACACCCGACCCCUUAUCCCCAUCCUCUUCAGUUCAUACUCUCAGACCGGGUGAUAUCUCAGCUGUUUAUGUCUUGGGAACUCCAAUCUCACACAGUGAUGAAGCAUCCCGAGUAGUCAAGAGAGUUGCUGAGCUGCUGUCCAUGUUUAACCCUGAAGUUAUCACACAACAUGUGGAGCAGACCUCACAGCAGCCCAGAAACUUGUUGGAGGAAGCUGAGGAACUGUCUCUAUCCCUUUCAAAUCAGGUGAUGGAUUGGAAUCUUGUGCUGCUGUUUGUCUCGGCAGAUUCCCUGUGUGCCUGUUCACCACAUGUGGCUGCAGAUGUUAACGCUGUUGUGCAGGAAGUAAAAGCAGCUCUCCAGUUGUUGGAGAAAAGGUUAUAUCACACUUUAGUUCAUGUUGUCGUCUGGAGCACAAAUCAUCUGCAGGACAAUUGUGAGUGUAUGAGCGAUGAAAGCAUAAACCAGAGACUACACAAAGCAACUCUUUUGAAAACACUUCAGGACUCUCUUGGUCAUGUUUUGGAAAAUCCAAAGUGGCACAGUAAAAGGGAAGACUUCACCGCCGUGCUGCAGUCUACACCAGUCAUCCUUGAACCUAUCUCAGAAUUUGAGAAAACAGUUUCUGAAUCAAACCAGUUAGCUAUUCAGCUGUGGACUAACCUGCUUCAGCCUUCCACAAAUGAGGCAGAGGUCAUGGACACAAGCAUCUUUACUAUUCCUUGCCCUACCCAGCAACGACCUUUCCUGCGGACACAGAACAAUUCCCCUACUGAAACAGAGGGCAAAGUUUACAGCAAAUCUUCUACACUUAUAGAUCCUGUUAUGGGGACUAAGAUACUUUGUACAGACCGCAGUUCAUCUCCCACCACACCCACUUCAGUUCAUGAACUCAGACCUGGAGAUAUCAAGGUGGUGGCAGCAGUAGGCGACUCUCUUACAGCAGCCAAUGGUGUGGGUGCAAAGACAGACAACCUUCUGUUAGUGAUUACUGAGUACAGAGGACUUUCAUGGAGCAUUGGUGGUGAUGGAAACAUUACCACUGUGACCACCCUGCCAAACAUCCUGAGGGAGUUUAACUCCAACCUGACCGGCUUCUCAGAGGGAGAAGGUGAUGAAAACUCUCCGACAGCCUUCCUCAACCAGGCAGUGACAGGAGCCAAGAGUAGUGACAUGGUGCAACAGGUGCGUGUCCUAGUGGACAAAAUGAAAAAUGAUCCGGGUAUUGAUUUCCAUAACGACUGGAAAGUGAUCACCAUGUUUAUUGGUGGCAAUGACCUAUGUGACUUCUGCAAAGACAGCGUUUUUUUCUCACCCAGAAAUGUCAUCAGUCGUAUUAGACAAGCUCUGGACAUUCUCCAUAAAGAAGUGCCUCGUGCCAUCGUCAAUCUGAUAGAGCUGUUAAACAUUGUACCAUUGCGUGAUCUUCACAAAGAUAAAUCGUUGGGCUGUCCUACCUGGCUUGUAAGUAUAAUCUGCCCGUGCAUACUGAAGCCUAAAGAUGGAUCCUCUGAAAUCAAGAAGGUCAAUGAGUUCAAUGAGGCCUACCAGCUUUCCAUGAGAGAGCUCAUAGACUCCGGUCGGUAUGACACACACGACAACUUCACUGUGGUGCUGCAGCCUUUCCUAAGAGAGAUAUACCUGCCUAAGUUAGAGGAUGGGCGUCCUGACCGCUCAUACUUCUCCCCCGACUGUUUUCAUCUCAGCCAGAGAGCUCACACUAUCAUGGCUAAGGGUCUUUGGAACAACAUGUUAGAGCCAGUGGGCAACAAGACCUUUAGACAAGACUUCUCCGCUGCCAUUGAUCUGAAGUGUCCCUCUGAGACCAACCCAUUUUUUAGGACUGCUGUCAACAGCGACUACACCUAUCCAGGCCCUCCCCCCACCCCUGCUCCUAUUAAAAACUGGGGCAGGGACUUUUCCUGUGUUAACACAGCUCCAUCCAACUCCGUGCCCACUUCAGCUCACAGGAUACGACCAGCUGACGUCAAAAUAGUGGCUGCUGUGGGAGACUCUUUAACGACCGCUUUUGGGGCAAAGGCAAAGAAUCUUCUCCAGCUAAGAACUGAGUACACUGGGGUGUCAUGGAGCAUUGGAGGAGACAAAACACUUGAGACUGUCACAACAUUACCCAAUAUACUUAAGAAGUUCAAUCCUGAAAUCAAAGGAUUUUCAAAGGGAGUAGGGAAAAGGCAGACUGCCUUCAACAUGGCCGUAUCAGGAGCCAAGAUAGCGGGAAUCCCAGGGCAAAUCAGGAAGCUGAUUGACACCAUGAAGAAUGACACCACGGUGGAUUUUGAGAAUGACUGGAAGCUGGUGACCCUCUUCAUCGGAGGCAAUGACCUGUGUCAGUACUGCAAUGACCGGGCCACUCUGUCACUUCAGAACUACAGCCUUCAUAUGAAGACAAGCUUGGAUAUGUUUUACCAAGAGGUUCCCAAGAUAAUUGUCAACAUCGUGGAGAUCCUAGAAAUGGAAGGCCUUCGCAAGAUCAAAAAGGAUAGUCUUGGGUGCAGUGUGUUACAACCGUUGGUCUGCCCGUGCUUCUUGCAAACAACAGAGGAUUCCCCAGAGCUGGCUGAAAUAAAACGUUUCAAUCGGGAUCUACAGUUUGAGACAGAAAAUGUUGCGUAUGGUGGGGGCUAUGAUGAUAGAGAAGACUUUGCUGUGGUUGUGCAGCCCUUUUUUAAGAACACUAUCAUUCCUAUGAAUGCUGAAGGCAGACCUGACACCACUUACUUCUCUGUGGACUGUUUCCACUUCAGUGAGAGGGGACAUGCUGACAUGGCUUCAGCUCUGUGGAAUAACAUGUUGGAGCCAGUGGGUAGAAAGCAGACAUACAACAAUUUCACAAAUGCAAGAAAUAACAUCAAGUGCCCGACUGAGGAGCAUCCUUACAUCUUCACAAAGGUGAACAGCUUGCCCAGUCCAGCCACCACCACCACCACCACCACCACCACCACCACCACUACAUCACCCACUGCUCACAGCACAGCCCUGCCUCCCCCCUUUGAAUGCACAAACACCGUGCCAGUGUGGCUUGCUGCUGUGCUGGCUGUUACAGGUCUUCUGAUUGGCUGGGCUGUCACCUGGCUCCUGCUCUGCUGCAGAGACAAGAGAAGCAAGAAGAAGAUGACAGCUGUGGAGAUGAAAGGCACUGGGUUUUAAAUGCUACUUUUUUCUUUGCACUGGACUAUUCAAGGAGUCAAGGAACUACCAAACAACUUUUCCGUUAACCAUGUCUGCUUUAAAUAGAAAAGUUAAAUAUUGUCCUGUAACCACAGACAAUCUUAGUGGAUGCAAAGGUGGUAUAGGCAGACCAGUCUGGACAGAAUUAUGCUUCAUUAAAAGUCCUGCAUUCAAACACCACUAAAGCGCAAGGCAUGGACUUAAUGAGACAAUGCAGCCACCGACUACUACUAAUUUAAAUAAGUAGAUUUCAUAUGCAAAAGUAAAGUGUGAAAUUACUGGCUACACAUUAACUUAUUACUGCUGUUAUAUAUUUAAUUGUAUUAAAAGGGUUGAGAGGUAGAUGGUAUUGUUUGAUGUACAAAGUGUUAAGCCCCUUCAGGUAAAUGUGCAAUUUGUAAUGUUGGGCUCUAUAAAAAUGUACUUGACCUGACUUAAAAUGGAAAUGUAUUAUUAUGUACCAGAAUGUUAAAAUAAAAGUUGUGCAGCACAAUCUUAGCAGAUGUAAAUACGAAUUAAACAUGUGGCAAUUAUGUGCAUGAUAACUAACUUGGAAAUAAAAUCAAAUGUGUUAUAUCCUCUUUUUUAUUUCAAUGUCUUCGCUUGUAAUAAUUGUA
Molecule: messenger RNA, 4303 nt
Organism: Gymnodraco acuticeps
Lineage: Eukaryota; Metazoa; Chordata; Actinopteri; Perciformes; Bathydraconidae
Gene: plb1
Product: phospholipase B1
Exons: 45
Coding region: 363-3665 (1100 amino acids)
Biological process (GO): phospholipid metabolic process
Cellular component (GO): brush border membrane
Molecular function (GO): phosphatidylcholine lysophospholipase A1 activity; retinyl-palmitate esterase activity; A2-type glycerophospholipase activity
Source: RefSeq, a predicted model, not a curated record